AUGGACCCGUGCCCGUUGGUGUGGGUGCUGGUCGGCAACCUGGCGCUCAAGAUGUCGGCGUUCCCGCGCGGCGGCUCCGGCUCCGGCGCGGGCACCGCCACGGCCCCGCUGCCGUCCGCCGAGGAGGGCCCCGCCUCCUGCACGGGCGCCUUCGCCGCGGCGUUCCACGUCUCCAAGGCCGACCUCGACCGGGCCACCGCCAAGCCCGCGCUCUUCGGGCCCUGCCGCAACUCGCGCCUCAAGGUGGCUGUGUACGCGGGCCGGAGGGGCGCCACGUGCGGCGGGGCUAGCUCGAGGAGGCUGCUCGGGAAGGUGGUCGUCCCGCUCGACCUCCGCGCCGCCGUCGCCAAGCCGUCGUGUUCCACGGCGGCUGGGUCACCAUCGCACCACCGCCGGCUGACCACGUUCCUUAGCGCCCCGCUCCACCUUCGCCGCCCGUGCUCCCCGGCUUCCCGCCACCCCAAACCGUCCUCUUCCAACCCGACCCUCAUCGCCCUCCCACUCGGGCUGCUUGCUCGCCGCGCCUGCGCCCACUCGCCUCUAAGGCACGUCGCGUCACCGCCGGAGGAGGAAAGGCCCGGCGAGGGGGAGUGCGGCGAGGAGGAUGAGGACCUGGGCCCCGCUUCGGCGGCGGCAGUGGCGGCCGCCAUCCGCCGGGCUUCGAACGCGUCGCCCGUGCGGUUCAGGCGCAUGCGGCUUGGGGAGGCGGGGGAGGUGCCGCGCGGCGAGGACGGCGGCAUGGCGGCACCGAGCGCGGACUUCCGACGGCUCUGCGCGGAGCAGCUCGAGAUGUUCCGAGUAGUCGUGUCACGCGAUGCUGUACUCUCUGUAUAUGUGAGACCUGCCGGCAGUUAUAUUAUGGAUCAGUAGCUGGAACUACGCCGAGUUGCUUUAUAUCCUGAAAUUAAUAAUGUUCCUGAAAGAGAUACCGUUGUCCUAGUUGGUAAUUUUUCUAUAUCAGCUGGACUAAGAGCGGCAGAAGCUUUUCUAGUAAAACAGCAGAUGGAAGUCAUAACAGACUUUGGAGCUAUAGUUCUUCCGAUGGUGAAACAUCCCUUAGUUGUUGGCUUCCUUGUUGCAGAGCUUCCAGAACUACAUGGUGGGGGUGCCAUUAAUUCUCAUACUGUUGAUAUUCAGUUACCAUCAAGUGCAUUCACGGAGAAGUCACCUGAGAUAACUGCACAUACUAAAUUUAAUGCAUGGGAUGUUCAAACUUCUGGUGAUCAGUCAAAUAAUUAUUGUCAGCUUGUUAAUAAAUGGAAGAAUACCGCUCUUAUGAUUUCUCGAACUUUGGCAAUGGCUUAUGUUAUGGAUCAGGUACUUUAUUCAUUUUUGUCAGAUAAUAUUUAACCAUUACCACUAGUGAUACUACCGUGAGCAGUCAGCUGAACUGAGGUUCUAUUUUGUAGAAUAAUAGAAUUGGUGUAAUGGAUUGAUUGUAUUGCAUUGAGGUCUA
This is a messenger RNA of Panicum virgatum (switchgrass), 1456 nucleotides long. Its product is annotated as chloroplast sensor kinase, chloroplastic-like. The record is from RefSeq and is a predicted model, not a curated record. NCBI's taxonomy places the organism in Eukaryota, Viridiplantae, Streptophyta, Magnoliopsida, Poales, Poaceae.